AUGGCAUUUGUUCAAAAUUUUUUCUAUGUGUGCUGUUUCUUCUUGUGCAUUCCAACAAUUGUUUAUAGUGCACAACAUUCCAAUCUGAAAGGAAAUGUUAAGUCUCUACUGAGGUUAAAGGCCGAGAUUUUCAACCGUACGGUUUUCCUCAGGAGGUGCUUAUUUCCUCCCCCUUUAACUCCCUGGGGUUGGAAACACCUGAUCACAUCCGUCAAAGUGGACACCCCGGUCUCUGUGGACAUUUCUCUUCUGUCUCACUACAGGCUUACUGGAAAACAUUUCAACAAGUACCAGAAACUUCAAAAGCAAAGAGAUUGUGCAUCGAUUCUAGAAUUCAUACCCAACACAAGAGGGAAAGAUGGCGUCUACACUAUAUACCCGGAUAAGAAGACAAAGAAAAAGGUGUACUGUGACAUGACUACAGAGGGAGGGGGCUGGACGGUUAUCAAUAGGAGGAUGGAUGGAUCAGUUGAUUUUUAUAAAUCUUGGGAAUCCUACAGAGAAGGGUUUGGAAAUGUUGAUGGAGAAUACUGGUUAGGGAAUGAGGCCAUUUAUUUCCUAACGAAUAAGGAAAAGCAAGAACUGAGAGUGGACCUUGAAAACUUCUCAGGCAGAAAGGCUUCCGCUAAGUUUUCAUCAUUUUCAAUUGGAAGCAAUUCCCAAAAAUACAAGUUGACAGUGAGUGGGUACAGUGGAACAGCAGGGGAUAGUUUGAAUUAUCAUAAUGGCGAAAUGUUUUCCACGAAAGAUCAAGACAACGACACGUAUUGUAAAUCCUCUAAUUGUGUUAUAUGUGCUGUGAUUAAUAAAGGUGCAUGGUGGUUCAAAACAUGUAUAUCAGGAAAUGUUGAGGCUCUUCUGAAGUUAACUCCCUGGAACUGGAAACACCUGAACACAUCUGUCAAAGUGGACACUCCAGUCUCUGUGGAUAUUUCUCUUCUGUCUCACUACAGACUUACUGGGAAACAAUUCAAUAAAAUAAUAAUUAUAAAUGGAGUUUUUUUUCUUCAAAUCAAAUAUUCAAAAAAGAGAGAGUGUGCUUCAAUUCUACAAUCCAUACCCAACACAAAAGGAAAAGAUGGCGUCUACACUAUUUAUCCUGAUAUGAAGACAAAGAAACUGGUGCACUGUGACAUGAUUACAGAAGAAGGGGUUAUUCAGAGAGGAAAAGACGGAUCAGUUGAUUUUUAUAGAUCUUGGGAAUCCUACAAGAAGGGUUUGUUUGUUUUUAAUGAAAUGUUCUAUCUAGGUAAUGAAGCCAUUCAUUUAAUCACCACGAGAGAACAACAAAACUUAAGAGUUGACCUUCAGAACUUCUCAGGCAAAAAGGCCUUCGCCAAGUAUUCAAAGUUUUCUGUUGGAAGCGAGUCCGACAAAUACAAGUUGAGAAUACGUGGAUACAGUGAUUCUGCAGGAGAUAGGCUAGGGCCUCAUAAUGGGUGAAAAUUUUAUAACGACAGUUGGGAAAAAUCCUGUCCCGUAGAAAGAAAAGCAGGCUGGUGGUUUCAGGAUUGUCAAACCUGUAACCUAAACGGACCUUAUUACAGAUCCGCUUUACGAACGUGGGCCUCUGUCGUCAGGUACAACUUUGGAAAUGAUUAUCGCUCCUUGAAGUACGCAAGGAUGAUGAUCAGGCCUAUAAAAGCUGAGACUGUUGAUAUAAGCACACAGAUCUUCUGA
Molecule: messenger RNA, 1680 nt
Organism: Saccostrea cuccullata (small rock oyster)
Lineage: Eukaryota; Metazoa; Mollusca; Bivalvia; Ostreida; Ostreidae
Product: angiopoietin-related protein 5-like
Source: RefSeq, a predicted model, not a curated record